AAAAAAUGGUUCAAAUCGAUAUAUAUUCCCUAUGAUCCCACCUCGGUAACGUCAUUUUUACAACAUCCUCCUCCCUCUCACAUUCAAGGAUUGCGAUUCCUCUUUCAAAUUUGGGUUUUCCUCGUUUUCGGCCUCCUCUUUGCUUGGAUCACAAGGAAAAGUCAUCAUGAAGAAACCCAAAUUGUCAAAACUGGAAAAACCGGACAAAUUCGAUCUGUUCUUCUCUUUAUGGAAGCAGAGAUCGGUUCGGAUUUUGAUGGCGGUGGGGUUUCUGUAUCUCUUUAUCGCCUCACUUGAGAUCCCAAUCGUAAUCAAAUCCGGGUCGAGCUCCGUCACGCCGGAUCCUCUCUCCCGACUCGAGAAGCUCGACAGCGAGCAUGACUCGGUAGCCCGAGAAGCCCCGACCCGCCCUUUGAAUACAUUAGUAUACCCGGACCCGACCAGGAGCAGCAACAGGGAUCAUAUCAAUGGCGGCGAACGUCGUCGGACCUUUCUCUCGGGGCUAAGAUUCGAUUCAGAGACGUUCGACCCGAGUAGCAAAGAUGGGUCCGUCGAGCUUCACAAAUCGGCCAAGGAAGCAUGGGAACUGGGUCGAAAGCUGUGGAAGGAGCUCGAAUCGGGAAGGUUGGAGAAAUCGAUGGAGAAUUCUCCCGAGAAGAACCAAUCAGAUUCGUGCCCGCUUUCGGUUUCGUUGUCCAGGUCGGAUCUUCUGACCCGUAAGAACAGCGUGAUGGAACUUCCGUGUGGUCUGACUCUGGGUUCUCAUAUAACAUUGGUGGGGAGGCCAAGGAAGAGGUCUUCUAAGGAGGAGGAUGAAUCUACGUUGAUGUUCGUUGUUGAGUUGCAGGGUUUGAAGACUGUUGAAGGAGAGGACCCACCUCGGAUCCUUCACUUUAAUCCAAGGCUUAAAGGAGAUUGGAGCCGGAAACCAGUGAUUGAGCAGAACACUUGUUACCGGAUGCAGUGGGGAGUGGCCCAGCGGUGCGAAGGAUGGCGUUCGAGGCCUGAGGAAGAGACUGUUGAUGGUCAUUUGAAAUGUGAGAAGUGGAUCCGUGACGAUGACAGUUAUUCAGAGGGAUUCAGGGCAACAUGGUGGUUGAAUCGGCUUAUAGGCCGGAGAAAAAGUGUGAAAGUAGAAUGGCCAUUUCCCUUUGUGGAGGAGAAGUUGUUUGUGCUCACUCUUAGCGCGGGAUUGGAAGGUUACCAUAUCAACGUUGAUGGAAAGCAUGUUACAUCUUUUCCUUAUCGUACUGGUUUUGCCCUUGAGGAUGCAACCGGCCUAAUUGUGAAUGGAGACAUAGAAGUCCAUUCUGUUUUUGCUGCCUCUCUGCCAUCAUCGCAUCCCAGCUUUGAUCCUCAAAGACAUCUAGAGUUGUCGAGCAGAUGGCGGGCCCCUCCUCUUCCCAAGCGGCCCGUGGAGGUUUUUAUUGGCAUUCUUUCUGCAGGCAAUCAUUUCGCUGAGCGGAUGGCUGUAAGGAAAUCUUGGAUGCAACAUGACCUUAUUACAUCUUCAAAAGUGGUCGCUCGCUUCUUUGUUGCACUGCAUUGGAGGAAGGAGGUGAAUGUGGAGUUGAAGAAAGAAGCGGAGUACUUUGGGGACAUCGUGCUUGUUCCUUACAUGGAUAGUUAUGAUCUCGUUGUACUGAAAACUGUUGCCAUCUGCGAACACGGGGCUUAUGCAUUCUUUGCAAAGUAUAUAAUGAAGUGCGAUGAUGAUACGUUUAUAAAACUUGAUGCAGUAAUCAACGAAAUAAAGAAAGUUCCAGCUGAUAGGAGCCUUUACAUUGGAAAUAUGAAUUACUACCACAAGCCUCUUCGUGGCGGUAAAUGGGCGGUCACAUAUGAGGAGUGGCCAGAGGAGGACUAUCCACCGUAUGCAAAUGGACCAGGCUACAUUCUAUCUUCAGACAUUGCACACUUCAUCGUUAAAGAGUUCGAAAGACACAAAUUACGGCUUUUCAAGAUGGAAGACGUGAGUGUCGGAAUGUGGGUUGAGCAUUUCAAAAACAAUACAAAACCCGUGGACUACCGACACAGUCUGAAAUUCUGCCAGUUCGGCUGUGUAGAAAACUAUUACACGGCUCACUAUCAGUCCCCGAGACAGAUGAUAUGCUUAUGGGACAAACUUCAGAAAAAGAGCGAGCCUCAGUGCUGUAACAUGAGAUGAUUCUCCUCCGGGUAACGUUUUCGAAAGGUCGGUUCGGUUGCAUGUACAUAGAGGAUCUGGAUCUGUACUCAGAUCUAUUUGCAUGCUGUUUCUUAUUGCUCCUGUUGUUUGAGGAAAUGAAUGGGAGAGGGGUUAGGAACUGUAGCAAGGGGAAGAAAGCAUAGAAAAUCUCUUUCUUCGUUUCAUUAGUGAAACUUCCUUGUUAAUUGAAAUGGGAAUCUGUUCAUUUUUCUUCUUCCCUUCAUGUUGGCAUGAACACGUUCUAAUCUAAUAUUUCCGUUUCUGUCUUCUGAAUUAUGUUUGUGCAUGCAUUCAUAUCAUGCCGUCCACUUGAUUUUAAGCUGGGUAAGGACACCAAAUCUCCAACAAAUUUAUAUUGAAGUGUGGGUUCAGAUUUCGGUCGAUCCGUUUCCGUAGUUAGCCCAUGCCAGAGAAGACGAGGAUCAAGGGAUGGAGGUUAGCGGACGUUCCGUCCUUUGCCUUCGCCUUCAACAGUUUCUUCACCCUUCCUCGCGACGUCACCUCUUUUCUCGUCAUUCCUCGCCGCAUCGCGUCGCGACCUCACCUCCUCGUUGACAAGAUAAGAUGCCCACGGAUACCCAAGAACUCAUUGUCGCCACAUACCCAAAACUCAAGUAUCCAAGCAUCUCCUUCGGCUUUUGCUUGAGGUUGAGACCUGCUGGUCCCACCAAAAGAAAAAAAACCAAGGGGACGAGAAAAGGACAGCGUCGGCUACACCAGAAAGUAGAAUACCCGACCGGCAGCUACCCACACAAAUCCAACAUAGUCACUUCAUCUUGAUAGUUCAAAGUUUAUAUAACUUUCUAGUUCUUUCCCAUCUUGUACAGUUUAAAUCCGGUAGAAAAAGAAGCCGCUUACUAUAAUCUAACAUGAGCAC
This is a messenger RNA of Tarenaya hassleriana, 3065 nucleotides long. RefSeq names its product hydroxyproline O-galactosyltransferase GALT5. Gene Ontology annotation, molecular function: galactosyltransferase activity; carbohydrate binding. The coding region runs from base 167 to 2167 and encodes 666 amino acids. The record is from RefSeq and is a predicted model, not a curated record. Gene Ontology annotation, cellular component: Golgi membrane. The transcript has 7 exons. Lineage: Eukaryota; Viridiplantae; Streptophyta; Magnoliopsida; Brassicales; Cleomaceae.